This is a messenger RNA of Schistosoma guineensis, 1572 nucleotides long. NCBI's taxonomy places the organism in Eukaryota, Metazoa, Platyhelminthes, Trematoda, Strigeidida, Schistosomatidae. The record is from the annotation of a GenBank genome assembly.
AUGACAAUUCACUGUCAAAGUGUUGGAUUUCAGAAAAAUUUACCACGCAAUUUAUUAACGAUGAAUGUAGUGCCCGAAAAUAUUGGUCAAAAACGAACAUGCAAACAGUCAUCACAAAAUGAUGCUGAUGAAACGAUUUUAGAAUGUAAAAAUGAAGGAAAACGCCUGAAGUUGGAAUCAGUUCACCACUUGACGUUAAGUAAUCAGAUGACAUCAACUCCGUUGGAUAUUCUAUCACCAAUUGAAGUAAAUUAUCCAUCUGAAAACAAACAAUCUGCCAAUAAUCCUGUUAGUUCAGGCAUAAAAUUUAUUGAUUGUGAUGAACUGGCUUCAUUACUAACCUCAAACUAUUCAUGUAAACAAUGUGUACCGCUCAUACUUGACAUAAGAAGUCUUGCCUCUCAAGCUAAUUUACGAAUACAAACAGCAAUCGGCAUACCAUGUGAAUCUCGUGUAAAGUUACGUCGUGCAUUGCCAGUGCUAAAUAAUUAUUUACGUGCUAGAGAACAAUGUUUUAAUACUCAUAAUCUAAAGGACUACCAACCUAACUACCGUUUAAUAAUCAUCUAUACUGAUUCUGAUAUCGGUGGAUUUCCUAUGUUAAAAGAUCUUCUUCACUGCUUGGUUAAACACUUGAUUGAUGUUCAUCAUUUAGAUGCAAGAGUUCUCAAAGGCGGUAUUCAAGAGUUUUGCAAUUCUUAUCAUCAUUUAUGUGAACAGCCGUUAGCCGAAUCUCAAUCUAUAAGUGAUGAUUCGAAAACCAGUCACACUGAAAAUAUAACUCAUAAUGAGUCGAGAAAUAUAAAGGAUAAGUUCGCUCAUUCUUUGAACAUUCAACUUACAAAAAUAAAGUGUCGAAAAUUAGAAUUCAAAUGUUCACCAAUAUUGUUACCGGGUUUAGGCUUGUCUGCAGGAAAUACAGAAUACAAGCCGAUUCGAUUACACAAUUCAGUAAAACAAUCUAAUAGUUUAGCUUCAACAAUAAUUAACCGCUGUAACUCAACUGCAAAUUUUAUUGGAAAACAAUGGAAUCUAGCAGGAUUUUGUGUAACUGAUAAUGAUCCUGGUGAUCCAAAAGAUAUAUUUCGUGCCGAAAUCAGUCGAAUAUUCCCUUUUCUAUAUCUAGGGAAUGAAUACGAUGGUCAAAGUGAAAAGAUUUUAAAUAAACAUGGUAUAGACUCAAUUUUAAAUGUAACUAUUAAAACACCAUUUCUUGAUGAAUCGCGAUUUAAUUGCUGUCGUCUUCCUGCAAACGAUUCACAUUCACAAGAUUUACGAUCGUAUUUUACAUCAGCAUUUCAAUUCAUCGAAGAAGUUCGUUGCUCUGGCAAAACUGUGCUUGUUCAUUGUCAAGCUGGUGUGUCCAGAUCACCAGCUUUAAUUAUUGCUUAUUUAAUGAACUAUUCAAGUUUGUCACUAAGCGAUGCUUAUCAAUAUGUGAAAUCGAAACGUUCGGUGAUUGCACCAAAUUUCGCCUUUAUGGGGCAGUUAUAUGAGUUGGAAUCGGACUUAACAUCUGGACGAUUAUCAAGACAGUCGAAUAUCUUAGAUCCGCUAUUAAAACCUAAUUAA